AUGUCUACUCCAGGAGAUUACGACGCAGUACGAACGGAUAUUAAGGCGAUCAUUCCAAACCCUGACUGGGAUGAUAAGUCUCUUGGACCACUUUUCGUACGUUUAGCCUGGCAUGCCUCCGGAACUUUUGACAAGUAUUCAUGCACUGGUGGCUCCGCUGGUGCCACCAUGAGAUUUUCCAUCGAAGCGAAUGAUCCCGCAAAUGCUGGUUUAGAACAUGCGCGCGCUUUCUUGGAACCUAUAAAGCAAAAGCACCCUUGGAUUUCUUAUGCCGAUCUUUGGACUCUUGCUGGUGUGGUUUCCGUUGAAUUUAUGAAUGGCCCAGUAGUUCCGUGGAAGCCUGGCCGUAAGGAUGUAAAUGAUGAUAAAAAAGUGCCUCCAAAUGGUCGUCUUCCCGAUGCAUCUCAAGGAGAAAAACAUAUACGUCACGUAUUUAGUCGCAUGGGGUUCAAUGAUCGUCAAACUGUAGCUUUAAUUGGAGCCCAUAGUCUCGGUCGUUGUCAUAAAGAUCGUUCGGGUUACGAAGGACCUUGGACUCAUACGCCUACUCGCUUCACUAACCAAUUUUUUAUACGCUUAUUGAAAGAAAAUUGGACCGAGAAUAUUGUGAACAAUCAACUUCAAUACAAUAAUGAGGGUGGCCGUUUAAUGAUGCUUCCCGCUGACUUGGCCUUACGUGACGAUGAGAAAUUCAGAGAGAUAGUUGAAAUUUAUGCAAAGAACAAAGAUGAAUUCUUUAAUGAUUUCGCAGAGGCCUUCGGGAAAUUAUUGGAGCUUGGUGUUGAUCGUUCGAAUGAUUGCUACCAAGAAAAUAAAGAUAAAAAACGAGAGAGUCCACGUGCUUCACUACAAAAUCGACUUAAACCAAAUCAAGACUAUCAAAAUUCGAUUAUUCUUAAAAAUUGA
This is a messenger RNA of Diversispora eburnea, 906 nucleotides long. NCBI's taxonomy places the organism in Eukaryota, Fungi, Glomeromycota, Glomeromycetes, Diversisporales, Diversisporaceae. The record is from the annotation of a GenBank genome assembly.